AUGAGCAACGCAAGAGACCUUAUGGCGCAAUUUGCAGCUAAAAAGGGCUUAAAGUUGGACAGUGAUACUGAAGCCCAAAAGAAAGCCGCCGAUUCCUUAAAUCGAUAUACCCGUACCCGUGACACUGAUACUUCUAAGACUGAAUCGACAUCAUCUCGUCGCACGAUAGACCCUUCUAAAGCAGCUGAAGAUGAACGUAAACGGAGAGAAGAAGAACGUGAGAAGGAGAGAGCCCGUCGUAAAGCUGAACGUGAAGAGGAAGCCCGACGUGAUGAAGAACGUCGGAAACAACGCGAAGAAGAGCGCCAGAAAGAGCGCCUUGCGCGGCAACAACAACGCGCGCAAGAGAAGUUAGAAGAAGAGCGUCUUCAGCGCGAGCGCGAAGAGCGCCGCGCCAAGUUGAAAGCGGAGAGAGAAGCGCAACAAGCCGCCGACGCCGAGAAAGAAAUCGAACGACAAAAGAAGUACGACUUGGAGCGCGAACAACGCCGAAAGCAACGGGAAGCCGAGCGGAAUAAGAUCGAUGUCUUAAAUGCCGAAGAAGUGACUCGACAAAAGGCCGACUAUUUGAAUCAAGCCACACUCAUCGAAGAAAAACAAAAGGUCUCCGACAAAGAAACACCACCAGAGAAUAAGACGGAAGAACUUAAGACUGAAAAGCUUGAAGAGAAAGAGCCAAAAGACGCUUCUAAGAUGAGCGUCGAAGUCAUCGAAUUGAAAGCGAUGAAUAAAAAGCUCAACGACCAAGUCAAGAGUUUGGAGGAAUUCAGAGCGAAAGCGGAAUUGGCGUCUGCUAAAUUGUCGAGAGAGUAUGGAACACAAAUAGAUGGACUUAAUAAGACCGUCACCGAUUUGACGACGGAGUUGGAGUUAUAUAGAGGAAAAUUAAGUGAGAAGCCGCUGUUUAAUACAAAAGUGCCGAGAGAACAACCAUGGCCCGAGGAAAUAGUUCAGCCCGAAUUGAAGGUUGGAGUACAAGCCGUUGGGAAAUGCGAGGACGAGUAUACAAUUGGGACUAUUCAAUACGACGAAGGACUCAAAUACGACUUUGGUAAAACCAAAUUCUAUAAGAAGGACGUCUUCUUGCCACCUCCAGUCAGUAAGGAACUCAUCGAGAAUUUGGUGAUGUUAAACAACAACUUGAAGGCAAGACAACAAGAAGUCGAUAAAGAACACAAGAAAUACGUUGAGGGGGUCGAGAGGGAAAUGAGAGAAUUAAGAGAGAAGUACGAGAAGAUGAGAGACUUGUAUGGGGCCGAUCUCUCAGAUAUGCAGAGCAACUUUAAUAAUAGAGUGUCCAAAUCGUUUGGACUUGAGUGUAAAAUGGCUGUUGAAGUUGCUGAAGGGAUUAAAGAUGUUAAGAAGUACGCAAGAUCGAAUGGGGUGGAUAGGUGGUACUCGUCACCAAGCAAACACGACGAUGAGAUGUGGGCGAAGUUAAAGAAUGGGAAUAACGGCAAUGUCGAUUACCCUGUCGGACGACACGAUUUCAAGGCUCGAGUAUUCCAGUUCUAUAGAUCCGAAGACAACGAAUUACUCUGUAAUGAACUCAGAGUGUUCAAACAAGAAGAUUUGAAUAGAGGGUGUGGGUAUAUUAUUGACACUUUCAAUGAAGUGUUUGUGUACUACGGAACAUCAGCUGGAUGUGUUGAAAGAGCUUCUAUUGCAAAGACCGCAUUGGCUUAUAACAAGUAUAGUCAAGACGGAAGAAGUAAGAACACACCAGUUGUCUUGUGUGAACAAGGCAGAGAACCAAUUAGAUUCCAAAUGCAGUUCAGUAAAUGGGAUCAAAAGAGGGCUGGGUAUCAAGACACUCAAGACAUAUUCACCGAUCGAGACAAACACUUCGAUUACGGCAAAUUGCUCAAACCAGACGAGUUGCCAAAUUGGGUGGACAGAAGUUGCCUUGAAAAUUAUUUGAACGAAGAAGAAUUUAAAGCAGUUUUCAAAAUGGAAAGAAGUGAGUUCAAUAUGCUCCCUCGUUGGAGAAAAGACGCCGAGAGGAGAAGAAGAAAGCUUUUCUAA
This is a messenger RNA of Entamoeba invadens IP1, 2025 nucleotides long. RefSeq names its product trichoplein keratin filament-binding protein, putative. The record is from RefSeq and is a predicted model, not a curated record. Gene Ontology annotation, molecular function: phosphatidylinositol-4,5-bisphosphate binding; actin filament binding. Gene Ontology annotation, biological process: barbed-end actin filament capping; cytoskeleton organization; actin filament severing. Lineage: Eukaryota; Evosea; Mastigamoebida; Endamoebidae. The transcript has a single exon. Bases 1 to 2025 code for a protein of 674 amino acids.